Molecule: messenger RNA, 1087 nt
Organism: Bolinopsis microptera
Lineage: Eukaryota; Metazoa; Ctenophora; Tentaculata; Lobata; Bolinopsidae
Product: androgen-dependent TFPI-regulating protein-like
Exons: 4
Coding region: 22-714 (230 amino acids)
Cellular component (GO): membrane; endomembrane system
Source: RefSeq, a predicted model, not a curated record
CAAAUAUUUUAGCAGACAGUUAUGGAUCGCUCGUCUGUGUUUCACGUAAUAGCAGCAGUUUAUCAUUUCUAUGCCCUUAUUUACCCCUACUACCACGGACUCAACAUGAACCACGCUAAGGGAUUUGGAGGCAGACUAAAGUUUCUUACUAUAUGGGGCCACCUUCUGCAGGUUGGGUACUACAUAUUUGCUGCCCUGGUUGACGUAUAUAAUCAGUGCCGUGGUUCUCCUUGUUCUAAACUGAAACAGGCCAGAGAUUGGUGGUUUUCAACUCUCGUGUUCCCGAUAACAUUCCUUGUAUUCAUACUUUUCUGGGGAUUGUUUGCUUAUGACAGAGAACUAGUAAUGCCUAAAAGACUGGACGCUGAGAUAGAUCCACUAUUCAACCACAUGGUACACACCUUCAUUAUUUUCUGGGCACUAACGGAACCUCUGGUAACCGAAAUCACCAUCCCCAAGAAACGCCAAGGACUUCUCGCCAUAGCCUUCUUCGGAGUUUCCUAUACAGUCUGGUCUUACAUAAUUUUCCUGAACAUAGGAAAAUGGGUCUAUCCUAUACUCAAUAUACUGUCUGAUGUACAGCGGGUCUUGUUUAUUCUUGUCGCUUAUGUCCUGAUAGUCUGUUUGUUCUUUUCUACAGGGCAUAUCAGAAAAAAUUUGGAAGAGCUCAUGUGGUCGCGGCUAAGAAAACUCAUUAAAUUUGCAUUUGUUUAGUGGCAUGGGGGAGGAUCGUCGUUGUAAUUUUUAUUAGGUCUAAUAUUCACCAAUGAAAUUUAAUGAAGGGGACCUUUUAAAUUGUUAGCUAUUAAUUAGACAAAUUAAGUUUCUAAAAUCAUUUUGUUGUAUUUAAUUCAGCUUUCCGUCAGAGAUUAUUUUUCGAACUAAAGUUAUUGACAACUUCUAAAGUUUUUGUUUAGAUUGUGAUUUUUGUCUUAUUUUUAUUGUUUUUGAUUUCCUAUUAAAUAUAUUUCUUGUUUUCUCGGUAUGCGUUACAUUUUGACUUAGUUACAUCUAGAUUUAAUAACAUCUGUAUUCUGUAUUGUUUUUUAUCAUUGACACUGAAUAUUAGUCUUUAAUGAAAAUUCAU